Molecule: messenger RNA, 1596 nt
Organism: Rhodotorula graminis WP1
Lineage: Eukaryota; Fungi; Basidiomycota; Microbotryomycetes; Sporidiobolales; Sporidiobolaceae
Exons: 1
Source: RefSeq, a predicted model, not a curated record
GACCGGUACCUCGCGUACUCGCCGCACUCGGGCUACCACAACCAGCGCAUCUCGCUCGAGAACGCCCUCACGCUCGCCUUCCUCCUCAAGCGCACCCUCCUCCUCCCGCCCGUGUGGGUCGGCCACGCCAUCCCGUACAUCUCGUUCGACAAGCUGCAGCGGCGGCUCGAGAUGGCGACCAAGGAGGGCCUCGAGCACUGCGUCGAGUUCGGCGAGGGCUCGACGACCGACCCGAUCCCGCGCGAGUGCGACGGCUUCUGGGACUGGACGACGGUCGACUGGAGCUUCCUCGUCGACUUGAGCGACGCCGAGCAGCUCGUGCCCGUCAAGCGCCGCUCCAACAUGUCGAUGGCAUGGCUCGCGGGCGAGCUCGACCUCGCCAAGCCCGACCGCCACGGCGAGCGCCGCGACGUGUUUGCGCUCCGCGACGACACGAUGUACCAGUACCGGUUCUACGACUCGGCCGACGACGCCGACCCGCUCGACAAGUGGACGAGCCGCAUCGACAUCGACCAGCUCGCGCGCGACUCGGCCUCGCACAAGCUCGUCCACGUCGGCAGCAUGUUCGGCACGAACCGGCUGCGCCUCGUGAGCGACGCCGGGUACGACGCGCGCGGCGUGUUCCGGCGCGCCAUGGUGUUCCGCACCGAGGCGGUCGACGCCGUCGCCGACGAGGUGCGCGACCUGCUCGGCGGCGCCGGGCGGUACCACGGCCUGCACCUGCGCGUCGGCGACGGCGUGUUCCAGCAGAACGCCGACGACAACAUGCGCGGCGUGUGGGACAAGCUGUGCGGCGACAAGAUGAAGCUCGGCGACGACGUGUGCGACGAGGCGUGGGGCCUGAGCGAGGCUCGUCAGCGCCAGCGGCUUGUUCGGCGGGGCGGCGAGGAGAGCAUCGACGAGGCGACGCUCGUCAAGCGGGCCAACUCGCGACCGCAGCGCGAGGGCGCCUACCACCACGCGCCGCUCCCGGCGCUGCCCAAGAUCCGCACCCUCGACGACUCGCCCCUGUCGCCCACCCUCACCUGUCGCCGCCCGCUCCACAGCGCCACGCACCUCCUCCCCUUCAACGCGCCCCUCUUCAUCGCGACCGACUCGAAGCUCGGCGCCGACGACCCUCACCUCGCCGUCUUCUUUACCGCCUUCCCGUGCACGUUUACCCUGUCCGACUUUGGCGCGCUCGAGUCGCUCGGCCGGCUCAACCGGCUCCGCAACGAGGACGACAAGACGCCGCUCGCCCAGUUCCUGUACCCGCAGCUCGACGCCCAGGUCGCGGCGUGGGGACGCGGCCUCGUCGGGACGCCGCAGAGCACCUACAGCCGCUUCGCCAUCGACGUCCUCCACCAGGUCUACCAGUGCGUUCUCGACCCCUCUCUCUCUCUCGUGCGCGCUGGCCUUCCGCGACGCCGCCAGCCGCUCACGCCCUCUCUGCCCGACCGUCCGCAGCGGGUGGGACAUUGUCGAGCGAGGGUGAGCCUGCGCGGGUUCUCGUCGCUGUCUGCAACACACGCGUCACUUUCUGCUCUCGUGCCGGCCGCGAGCGCAGAGAGGGCCCCAGAGACAGGCCAUCGAGCGAGCGCACGAGCUGGCGGGUAG